Penicillium canescens is the source of this 1557-nucleotide messenger RNA. RefSeq lists its product as uncharacterized. The coding region runs from base 1 to 1557 and encodes 518 amino acids. The transcript is spliced from 3 exons. The record is from RefSeq and is a predicted model, not a curated record. Gene Ontology annotation, biological process: proteasome-mediated ubiquitin-dependent protein catabolic process; ubiquitin recycling. NCBI's taxonomy places the organism in Eukaryota, Fungi, Ascomycota, Eurotiomycetes, Eurotiales, Aspergillaceae. Gene Ontology annotation, molecular function: ubiquitin binding. Gene Ontology annotation, cellular component: cytoplasm; nucleus.
AUGCCUGAUUUCAAGCUCUCGGCAACCCUCGAGGGCCACGGCGAUGAUGUUCGCGCGGUGGUCUUCCCAAACCCCAAUGUCGUGCUCUCCGCUUCUCGAGAUGCCACAGUCCGGCUCUGGAAGCUCGUUGCGACUCCUCCCCCCGCAUACGAUUACACGAUCGCUGCACAUGGCACAGCCUUCAUCAACAGCUUAGCCUAUGUCCCCCCCACAUCUCAAUACCCUGAAGGCCUUGUUCUUUCUGCUGGACAAGAUUCCAUAAUUGAAGCCAGACAGCCGGGCAAAGGGGCCGAGGACAAUGCCGAUGCUAUGCUUCUAGGCCACGGCCAUAAUGUUUGUGCUCUAGACGUAUCCCCGAACGGUAGUUGGGUUGUCAGCGGUAGCUGGGAUUCAACUGCACGUCUGUGGAAGGUUGGCAAGUGGGAGUGUGAAGCUGUGCUGGAAGGACACGAGGCGAGCGUCUGGGCUGUGCUGGCCUACGACGAUAACACAAUCAUCACAGGCUGCGCUGAUAAAAUGAUUCGCAUAUUCAAUACCUCCGGAGCUCUCCUCGGGAGCGUACAGAACUCCAACGACGUCGUUCGGGCCCUGUGCAAGCUUCCAGCGUCGAACCCCACAGGUGCCCAAUUUGCAUCGGCUAGCAAUGAUGGCAUAAUUCGUCUCUACACACUUGAAGGUCAACUCGUCGCAUCUCUUCAUGGUCAUGAGAGCUUCAUCUACUCGCUUGCUGCGCUCCCGUCGGGUGAACUGGUGAGCUCAAGUGAAGAUCGCACCGUGAAGAUUUGGAGCGGGACUCAAUGCGUGCAAACCAUCACCCAUCCUGCGAUCUCGGUGUGGAGUGUUGCAGCCUGCAGUCAGACGGGUGAUAUCGUCACCGGUGCUAGUGACCGCAUUGCCCGUGUCUUCAGCCGAAGCCCAGACCGCCACGCAGCCCCGGAGGCUGUAAAUCUUUUUGAUCAGGCUGUUAAGGAGUCAUCUAUCCCGGCGCAGCAGGUUGGCCAGAUUAAUAAGGAAGAGCUACCGGGCCCAAAGUUCCUGAAAGAAAAGUCUGGCACCAAAGAGGGUCAAGUUCAGAUGAUCAGAGAAAAUGAUGGCAGUGUUACCGCCCACACCUGGUCAUCCGCAUCACAAGAGUGGAUUGCCGUUGGAACGGUGGUGGACUCAGCUGGAAGCAGUGGGCGGAAGACCGAAUACCAUGGACAGGAUUAUGACUACGUCUUUGAUGUCGAUAUUGAGGACGGCAAGCCUCCGUUGAAGCUACCAUACAACGCCUCGCAGAACCCAUACGAGGCUGCCACUAAGUUUAUUGGAGAUAACGAGCUUCCUAUGACCUACCUCGACCAGGUUGCGAACUUCAUCACCCAGAACACCCAAGGCGCCACGAUUGGACAAUCAGCCCAGGAACCAGAAGGUUCCGACCCUUGGGGAUCCGACCGACGAUACCGCCCUGGUGACGCAUCAGCUGCUGAAGAAUCCCAACCCCUGCUCCCGAGCCGCGACCCAAGGUGCUCCCGCAGAAAACUUACCUCUCGAUUCGCUCAGCAAACCUCAAAGUAA